CCGGCUGCCAAAUCUGUCCGCCACAGCGCGUCUCGUGUUUGAAUGUGGCGUGCACGUAUCACAGCAAUUAAUGUAAUUAAUUUAAAACUCACGUCUCAAAUAAACGUAAGCAAACCAGCAGUUGUUUCACGACUGUUCAAUUCACAAGCUAACUUCUGGUGUUUGCCCUCUGUAGGCGUUACUCGCAUAGAACCACGAUAUUACAUGUCAAGUCAACCCAAGAGACUCCGCAGUGAAAACAUGACCUUUAAAAAGAUUGGGACUCACAACGGCACCUUUCACUGUGACGAGGUCCUGGCAUGUUUCUUCCUCCGUCAGCUACCUGAGUACAAGGAUGCUGAGAUCAUUCGGACCAGAGACCCGACACAGCUCGCAGAGUGUGACAUUGUUGUAGAUGUGGGAGGAGAGUUUGAUCCAAAGAGGCAUCGCUACGACCAUCAUCAGAGGACCUUUGCAGAGAGCUUCCACAGCCUGUGUCCAGAGAAGCCAUGGGUGACCAAGCUCAGCUCAGCCGGCCUGGUCUACCUACACUUUGGUCGUCAGCUGCUGGCCCAGCUGACGCAGCUGAAGGAGGGUGACAGGCAGCUGGAGGUGCUCUUUGACAAGCUGUACGAGAACUUUGUGGAGGAGGUGGAUGCUAUAGACAAUGGCAUUUCACAGUAUGACGGCGAGGCCCGCUACUCCAUCUCCACCACGCUGAGUGCACGUGUCAGCCACCUGAACCCGUGCUGGAACAGCAAGAGUCAGGACACUGAGGAGGGUUUCAGAAAGGCUAUGAAGUUGGUUGGGGAAGAGUUCCUGGGCCGUCUGGAGUUCUACAAGUCGUCCUGGCUGCCGGCUCGUGCCGUGGUGGAGAAGGCUGUUAUUGAGAGGCAUCAGGUAGAUCCCAGUGGGGAGGUGGUGUUGUUCUCCCAGGGUGGAUGUCCCUGGAAGGAGCAUCUGUUUGCCCUGGAGAAGGACCUCCAUGUGGAGACGCCCAUUAAGUUUGUCCUUUACCCAGACCAGAAUGGACAGUGGAGGGUCCAGUGUGUCCCUGCUGGGCUCAACACCUUCCAGAACAGGCUGUCCCUGCUAGAAGAGUGGCGCGGCGUUCGUGAUGAAGCUCUGUCGGAGCUCAGCGGGAUUAAGGACUGUAUCUUCGUCCACGCCGGAGGCUUUAUUGGCGGGAACAAGAACCAGGAAGGAGUCCUGGAGAUGGCCCGGAGGACGCUGCAAGCCGCCGCCCAGCCCCCUGCAAAUGGAAGCAGCUGAAUGGUCAGAGAGGACAGCCAACAGCACAUUUUGUUCUCUGGGUCAGUCUUUAGAGCUGAUGGCAAGGAUUAAAAUGUUAGUUUGCUAGCUUACAACUUGUUUUUCCUUGCCAGGUUUAAUGUUUUGUUCUGCCGUGCUAGGAUGAGGAUGAAAUAGACAUGGCAGCCAAAUAACCUUGGACCAGUUCCCUUAAUACCUAGAUUCCAACACAGGCUCACUGAAUCGAAAUGUUGGCUUAUGUUGUUCUUCUCUCUGCCUGUUCUUAUAAAUGUAGGUCUGUCUUGUUCAUUUGCAAUAAAAGACUGUUUGGGAUA
Messenger RNA from Micropterus salmoides (largemouth bass), 1565 nucleotides. RefSeq names its product myg1 exonuclease (gene myg1). The coding region runs from base 43 to 1251 and encodes 402 amino acids. The transcript is spliced from 7 exons. NCBI's taxonomy places the organism in Eukaryota, Metazoa, Chordata, Actinopteri, Centrarchiformes, Centrarchidae. Gene Ontology annotation, cellular component: nucleus; cytoplasm. The record is from RefSeq and is a predicted model, not a curated record.